Molecule: messenger RNA, 575 nt
Organism: Homarus americanus (American lobster)
Lineage: Eukaryota; Metazoa; Arthropoda; Malacostraca; Decapoda; Nephropidae
Product: neuropeptide-like protein 29
Exons: 4
Coding region: 92-439 (115 amino acids)
Source: RefSeq, a predicted model, not a curated record
AGGCGCCAUCUGUGGCUAUUAUAUAAGGACUUUAACGCACACAUUCAGCAUCACACUUGUUCUAGUCUUCAAACAAGUAACUUCUACAACCAUGCGUGUGCUAUUGGUCGUGUUGGCGCUGGUGUGUGGUGUCUGCUACGCUGGACGUGUUGGCUACGGCGGUAGAGGAAUAGGCUUCAAUGGUGAAAACUUCGGUGGAUUCGGUGGUCAUGGCUUCGGAGGCUCCCAUAUUGGAAGACACGGAGGAGGCUACUAUGGUAGAAACUUACGUUUUGGAGGCUUCAAUCGUGGAAGCUUCGGUGGUCAUCGUUACGGUAGAUUUGAUGGCUACUUCGGGGGUAGUAGUGGCUUAAACUUCCACAGAACCUCUGGUUUUAAUGGUUUCAGUGGUCCUGGACUCUACGGUGGAUCGAGGUCUUACGGUUACGGACGCAAAUGAGAUGGGUAACACCAGGCUGCCCCAGGGAGGACCAGUACCAGGCUUCCCUAGGGAGGACCAGUACCAGGCUUCCCUGGGAAGGACCAGUACCAGGCUUCCUGCACUACUACGAGAAUAAAACUCGUGACAAAUUAAA